Prorocentrum cordatum is the source of this 1322-nucleotide messenger RNA. The record is from the annotation of a GenBank genome assembly. NCBI's taxonomy places the organism in Eukaryota, Dinophyceae, Prorocentrales, Prorocentraceae.
GAGGAGGAGGAGGAGGAGGAGGAGCCCCUGCGGAGGUGGACUUCCUGCGCUUCUGGAGCGCCUUCGAGGCCGCCGCGCGCCUGGCCCCGCGCGCCGCGGCGCCGGAGGACGCGCCCCCUGCGCUGGGGGACCGCCUGGUCCGCGAGGUGGGCCUCGUCCGCGACGAGGUGCUGCGGCGCGCCUCGCUGGCCGGGGGCAUGGAGCGCCUGACGGCGGCUACGCUCUUGGAGGCCGCGCACGCCGCCGCGGAGGAGUCGGAGGCGCCCGAGUUCUGGCGCUCCACGGCGGCGUCCCUUAGCGCCUGCGAGGAGGUGUUCGAGCUGGACGCGGAGCGCCUCACCGUGGUGCUCCUCUCCUGGCUGCGGGAGGCGGCGCUGUGGCGCGAGCAGGAGCUCCUGGCGCUGAACCAGGAGACUCGACCGCAAGAAGGUGCAGGUGCUCGCCGACGCGCAGUCCGCCGUCACCGAGGCGCAGGACGACGCCGCGCAGCGCCCGCCCCCGAGCCGGCCCGCCACCGCGCCGGCGGCGGAGGCGGCGAGCCUCAGCUCCCGCGAGGCGGCAAGCAUCGGAGACCGCCUGGGCGGCGUCGGGGCCCCCCGGCAGCCGCGGCUGCCCCCCGCGCCGGCGCCGACGACCUGGGCGGCCUCGGAUGCCGCGGCCAGUGGCCAGAGGGGCCCCGCCGGCGGCAGCAGAGGCGGGCGGGUCUGGAUCCGAUCACCUCCUGGCCACCAUCCGCUUCCAGAACGCCCGGAUCGUGGCGCUGCAGGAGGAGCUGGACAGGGCCAAGCGGGAGGCGGACAGCCGAGGGGCGCAGGCGCUCGCUCACGAGGGUGGGCGACGAGAACGCGAAGCUGAAGUCGGCCCAGGCCAAGGCCGAGCCGGAAAGGGACCGCCUCAAGGAGCAGCUGGCGGCCGCGGAGGCCAGGUGCAGGGACGUGGAGCAGGAGAGAGCCCAGCUCACGAAGGAGAAGGACCAGUUCGGCCUCCAGCGGAAGAAGCUGGAGGCGGAGCUCAGCACAAAGGAGACGCGCAUCAAUCGCCUGACGGAGGAGAUGGAGAAGCAGAAGGCCAGCCUGAAGGCGGCCUCUGGCGCGGACAGGGACCGCGCCGGCGGCGACCGCCGCGAGAUCGACCGGCUGACGGGCGAGGUCCGGAAGCUGGAGAGGCAGAGGGCGGAAUUGGUAGCCGCCUUCAAGAAGCAAAUGAAGCUCAUCGAGGUGCUGAAGAGGCAGCGGGCGCACAUGGAGGCCGCCAAGGUGCUGUCCUUCACGGAGGACGAGUUCAUAGCCCGGGCUGGCCUCGGCGACAAGCUCGGAGAGUGA